AUGGCCGCCGUCCAGGAAGGGGGGAGGAGGGCCGCGAUGGAGCUCGAGGAGGGCGCCGCCACCGCCCUCACCAGACGUCGAGGCUGCCAGAUCCGACUGCCGCCGCAACAGGCCGAGCUCGAGGCCGCCAGAUCUGCGCAGCCCCGUCGUCUCCCCGCCGCGCAGGCUUCCGCCAGCGCCGCCGCCAUGGGAGGACACUGGAGGAUAUUCUUGGCUGCUGGUGCUGUUGUCGAGGCCUGCCGACAGGUGGCUUCUGGCAAAUGUCAGUCGGGAUUUGCUAUUGUUCGUCCGCCCGGCCACCAUGCUAAGGCUGCCAAAGCGAGUGGCUUCUGCUAUUUCAAUAACAUCGCCAUUGCUGCCAUAUAUUUGCAAGCAGAUCACAAUUUAGAAAAGAUACUCAUACUUGAUUUUGACGUCCACCAUGGGGAUGGAACACAAGAUAUCUUUUAUGAGGACAAAAGUGUUUUGUUCUGUUCUGUUCACAGGGACGUCCUUUUUCCUCAUUCCAUGGAAAAGAAGUGUUAUAAAAUUGUUGAUGGAGAAGGCAGAGGAUACAAUGUUAAUGUCAGUUUGGAACAUGAGCUGCGUGAUGAUGAUUUAUUGACUGUGUUUGAUUAUGUGUUCUUACCACUUGCAAACCAAUUCAAGCCGGACUUUGUAUUGGUGUCGGCGGGCUAUGAUGCAGUGAAUGCAUUACUUGAAGGGAGGGCAGAAGACAGAAACAUCAAACAAAAAUAUGAAGAGGCGAAUGAAGAAACAUGGAAGGUCAUUAAUCAGGUGCAGAAUCAACUGGGAGCUUUCUGGUCAGUCCUGGAAAAAGUGAAGCCUCCCGAGGACUAUUUCCUGGAACCUCCAGGAAACAAGGUGGAAGCCAAGAAGCCCCCCGAAGAAGCUAUGGAGCCUCCCCGCCCCCCCAAGUAA
Molecule: messenger RNA, 921 nt
Organism: Panicum virgatum (switchgrass)
Lineage: Eukaryota; Viridiplantae; Streptophyta; Magnoliopsida; Poales; Poaceae
Product: histone deacetylase 6-like
Exons: 7
Coding region: 1-921 (306 amino acids)
Biological process (GO): chromatin organization
Cellular component (GO): histone deacetylase complex
Molecular function (GO): histone deacetylase activity
Source: RefSeq, a predicted model, not a curated record